AUGUACAGAUUCACAAAAACCCACAUGACCUCCCCCAUGUACAUCCCCAGCAUGGGCAUGGCCCCUUUCUUCAAGGUGACCGUGUUCGAGCAGGAGCAUUUCCAGGGCAAGUGUCUGGAGUUCACCACCGAGUGCUGCAACAUCCAUGACUGCGGCAUGGACAACAUCCGCUCCAUCCGGGUGGAGAGUGGAGCCUGGGUCGGGUUCGAGCACCACGACUUCCAGGGCCAGCAGUUCAUCCUGGAGAGGGGCGAGUACCCCAACUGGGAGAGCUUCAGCGGCGCCCUGUCCUACCACACCGAGCGCUUCAUGUCCCUGCGGCCCGUCUACUGCGCUUCCCACCGCAGCAGCCGCAUGACCAUCUUCGAGAGGGAGAACUUCACGGGCCGCAACGCCGAGCUGUGCGACGACUUCCCGUCCCUGCAGGCCAUGGGCUGGUUCAGGCCCGAGGUGGGAUCCAUGCACGUGCAGUGCGGCGCGUUCGUGUGCUACGAGUACCCCGGCUACAGGGGCCAGCAGUACAUCAUGGAGUGUGAGAGGCACAGCGGAGACUACCAGCACUGGAGGACCUGGGGGUCCCACUGCCAGACCCCCAAGAUCCAGUCCAUCAGGCGCAUCCGGCACUGA
Molecule: messenger RNA, 627 nt
Organism: Salarias fasciatus (jewelled blenny)
Lineage: Eukaryota; Metazoa; Chordata; Actinopteri; Blenniiformes; Blenniidae
Product: beta-crystallin A1-like
Exons: 5
Coding region: 1-627 (208 amino acids)
Biological process (GO): lens development in camera-type eye; visual perception
Molecular function (GO): structural constituent of eye lens
Source: RefSeq, a predicted model, not a curated record